Molecule: messenger RNA, 787 nt
Organism: Brassica oleracea var. oleracea
Lineage: Eukaryota; Viridiplantae; Streptophyta; Magnoliopsida; Brassicales; Brassicaceae
Exons: 6
Coding region: 1-480 (159 amino acids)
Source: RefSeq, a predicted model, not a curated record
AUGGAACGCAAAGAAUCAGAACUCAAUCUUUUAGUUGGUAUUGAUGGAGUUGAUGCAGUAUUGCAACUUUGGAGAUGUUUCAUCUCUGUCUCGACGUCUCUCUCGACCAAGAAUCACUCCACCUCUCUCUCACGGCUCUCUACGGCGACUCUCUCUCGGUGGCUCUCCUCCUCUCUUCAGAGAACAAGUUGUAUCAGUUAUAUUUGCUGCGAGAUAAAGGUGAAAAAUUACCAUGUCAUUGCCAAGUUGGCUACUGAUCAGAGUGGAUUACAACGUUGUAAGAUAUCUCUAGUUGAUGCCAUGGGAACAAGAUUUACAAAGGAUGGGAAAAUUGUGGGUCUUGAUCCAGACAAUGAUCUUGUUGUUCUGAAGAUUGAAACCGAGGGACGUGAGUUGAAGCCUGUUUCUCUUGGUACCUCCAGUGAUCUAUACGUAGGUCAGAGUUGCUUAGGUUGCUUGAUGAGCUUGAAGCUCUGGUGAAUCAUCUCAAGACUCAUGACGGUCACUACAAAAGUUGGUCUGUCCCCGAGAGCUUACCUCAUGUUCAUGGCUACAUGAACGCUUUGCUCUCUCUUGACUCCUUUCAGAAAACGAAGACCGAGGAGAGGUAUGUGAUCGCAGGAUGGGCUCACAAGGUUAACCCCUAAAACUACUACUAGUUCCAUCUGUUGUGUGUGAUGAUGAUGUGGUUCAAUGUCUAUCUUCUCUAUCAGUAGAAUAAUGUUCUUGGACCUGUUAUGUUUGUUACUGUAUCUGCACCAAGUGAAAAGAAAGACUUUUAGUCAUA